CGGUAUGUCAGCGCGCAUGUGUCAAUGGUGGGGACAUGUGCUGACCUGUCGUACAUUCACUGUGCACGCCUGCUGCUGCUGUUGCGCCGCGCACUCCUGAUGUGUGGUCUGGUGUGACUGCGGCGGCUGCCAGGGCAACCUGGGCUGCUGCCACGCGGGCGCGAAUGAAGGGCGGCACCAGCUCAAGACCGGCGUGCUGGGCCACCAGCUCCCACAGCCGGCCGCGCUCCAAGGCCGCACCCAUCAUGAGCAGCGGCAGCACAUAUCUCCCGCGUCUGACCCAGGUCCAGCACCGACCGCGACGUCAGCGGCUGCAGCGCCGGGGCUGUAGCGCCCCCGGCUCGCAGCCGCCCACACGCAGCGUGUGCAGGCGGCGGGGCAGAGGCGCCGACGCCCGCCGCCGCCAGCUCCGCCCGCCACGCGGUGAGGACCUGCAGGCGGGACAGGGCUGACAGCGGCCGGGGCGGCAGCGGGCCCGAGGCCGCGCCCAGGUCCAAGUGUGCCAGCGGCCGCACACCACUGGCUGUGGCAGCAGCAGUGGCCGUAGCAGCAAUGGCUGUAGCAGCAGGAACCGCGGCUGGAGCAGCAUUGCCAGCAGCACCCGCGGCAGCGGCGGCAGUGCCAACGGAGGCGCUUCCGGGGGCUGGCGAAUUUCAUAGCUUGCCGCCGCCGCCACGCAGCCCGUCAGCGCCAGAGGCGCCGCCGCUGCAGCCGGCGGCACCGGCGGCGGGGAUGGCGGCGCAUCUGGCGCUCCUAGCAGCGGCGGCAGCAGCUCGUGCAGGAGGCUUUAGUGGUGCAGGGGGUGGUGCUGACGGUGCUGGUGUGCCUCGCCAGCAGCUGCAGGCUGCAAGGCCGCAGGGCCAGGAUUUGUAAGGGGGCCCAGCUCGUGUUGGAUAGGGGGCCCGCACUCGCGCACUGAAUGGCUGGGAGCUGCGCAGCGGCUGUUGCGCAAAAGCUGCACCGCCGCGGCGCUGGAGCUGGAGCUCUGCUUCGGUGCUGAACCGCGUGCCUUGUGAGUCUUCAACGCCAAAAGCACAUAGUGACGUGGCGAUACGGUAUGCAUGGGACCGAGCCAAGGGCAUAGAACAUCGGUUGGCCGCAGGGGAGGUUGGCCGUGGAUGUCCCGAGUCGCGAACGCGCAGGCGGGCAGCCUGCUUGUCCACGGCGCGCCGGACAGCAGCGUGGCACACCAGCGCGAGCGACAAGCGGUCUUUGUGGCCAGCAAAGGCCAGAAUUGAUUGGCUUAAGUCAAGGUAGCAUAUUGCCUAGCUUGGGCGCCUUUUGUAAGCAGGGCGUUCUCCGGCAACUAUGGUUGCCAGUGGCUACUCGCUC
Chlamydomonas reinhardtii is the source of this 1332-nucleotide messenger RNA. RefSeq lists its product as uncharacterized. Bases 553 to 873 code for a protein of 106 amino acids. The transcript has a single exon. Lineage: Eukaryota; Viridiplantae; Chlorophyta; Chlorophyceae; Chlamydomonadales; Chlamydomonadaceae. The record is from RefSeq and is a predicted model, not a curated record.